GGUCGGUCUCGGCCAGUCAGUCUGUGUUGGUCGUUUCGUUAGGUUCAUGUCACUUUUUCCGCGUGCGGUGUAGUUCGAGCGUUGGCUCUCAGUUUGCCAGCUUUCUAGGGACUGUUUCGAAGUGAAUUGAUGCCGUGAAAUGAGCGCUUCGACGCCCUUUCGCCCGUCUGCAUCCUGAAGUGAUAUCUGUACGCCGCGGAGCAAAACUUGCUCGUUUAAAGUUGCAGAGGCAGCGACAGGCUGUCAAAGUGGUGCUUUUUUUCCGACCGGGUUUUGACUAGUGCGAUGCAGUCUCUCGCGGAAGUGUGUGAAAAAUUGUGACCUGUUGGAUAAUUCUUUGUGCGCUACUAUUGGAUAUUUAAAGCCGCAUCCCUUGCAGACGAAGGGCCGACCAUUGCUUCCAACGGCUGCUGGGAGCAACGACUGACGUGGUAGGUGGUGGCAGUAAAUGGACAAGCGGCAGCGACCGAGCUAGUUUAUUGCGUUGACCGACCGAGCAGACACCCACCAUGGCAGACACGAGCCAGGCCGAGCAGCCCCCGCAGACCAAUGGCUUCGCCAACGACGGGCUGGACGAGGAGGACCGCGAGAAGAUGCGCCCCGCCGACAUCGACGCCGACGUGCGGGAGAUGGAGAGGCGGAAACGCGUCGAGAUGAUCAUGAACAGCCGCCUCUUCCGCGAGGAGCUGGAGCGCAUCUUCGAGAGCCAGAUGAAGGACGGCGGCGCCGGACCGGGCGGGCUGCUGCAGCAGCUCUCCGACAUGAUGGGCCACGGCGGCCCGCGCUUCCAGACCUCCAACAUGUUCAGAAGUUCAAAUUGCGUCAUUCCCAUCAACGACAUCCGGGGGCUGGAGUCGAUGGGGUACUCGAAGGGGGAGAAGGUGCUGCGGUGCAAGUUGGCUGCCGUCUACAGACUCAUGGACCUCUAUGGCUGGACUCAAGGAAUCCACAACCACAUUACUGCCAGGUUAAACCAAGAUGAGGAACACUUUUUGGUGAACCCCUGGGGCAUGUUAUACCAUGAAAUCACUGCCAGCAGUUUGGCCAAAGUUGACAUGCAGGGCAAUAUUGUAGAAAAAGGAACGACCAACUAUGGUGUCAACAGGGAUAGCUUUCAGCUUCACUCUGCUAUUCAUGCUGCCCGUCCUGACAUUAAAUGUAUCAUUCACAUUCACACAAAUUCUGUUCUUGCUGUGUCAUCGCUCAAAUGUGGCCUCAUUCCCCUUUGCCAAGAAUCCUGUGUGAUAGGUGAAGUGAGUUCACACCAAUAUCAAGGAGGUCUGUUUGAACCAGAAGAGCGGGAUAAGAUCUCACGAAAUCUUGGUCCCAAUAACAAGGUAAUGUUCCUGACAAAUCAUGGUGCUAUGUGCUGUGGAGAAACAGUUGAGGAGGCGUUCUUCAAUGUCUACAAUACUGUCCAAGCUUGCGAAUCACAGAUCAAGCUAAUGCCAAUGGGCAUUGAUAACUUGGUCCUCCUGACUGAUGAGACGAGAAAACGUGUCUAUGACGCUGCACGACGCCCUCCUGAAGGCUUUGCACUCGACAAAGCUGACAAGGAAAAAGACAAGGAGGUCACAUCUCCUACCAUUGCUGUCAAAGGCAAGCGAUGGGGUGUUGGAUGCACGGAGUUUGAAGCUCUUAUGCGCAUGCUUGACAACGCUGGUUUCCGAACAGGGUACAUCUACAGGCAUCCUCUUGUCAAGGGAGAUCCACCAAGGCCACGAAAUGAUGUAGAAGUUCCCCCGGCUGUCUCUUCUCUGGGUUAUCUCCUUGAGGAGGAGGAAAUGUACCGACAAGGUGGAUGGAAGAAGUGGAUGGAGGGCCGCAAAACGCACGACCGCACCCGAUGGCUCAACUCUCCAAAUGUUUACCAGAAAGUGGAAAUUCUUGAAACUGGCACACCUGAUCCCAAGAAAAUUACUAAGUGGGUGGACGCAAAUGCCGAUGAGUGGGUCGCGGAUGGAUCGCCUACACAUAGCAGUACGCCUGUCAAGAUCGACACACUGCAGUUUGUUCCCAAAAAUACCAAUCCUAAGGAAUUUAAACGACUUCAACAGCAGAUCAAGGAAAAUCGACGGGCAGAUAAAAUCACAUCUGGUCCUCAGUCUCACAUACUUGAAGGAGUUUCAUGGGAAGAAGCCAAGAAAUUGCAGGAUGCCAAUAUUUCUCAGACUGGUGAUCAAGUAAUAUUGGUUGGAGCAGCGUCCAAGGGUAUAAUUCAGCGAGGCUUCCAACACAAUGCAAUGGUCUACAAGGCACCAUAUGCUAAGAAUCCGUUCGACACAGUUACCGAUGAUGAGCUGGAGGAGUACAAAAAAACAGUUACAAGGAAAGUCAGAGGAGAUGGAUAUGAUGAGGAUCAAUCAGAGUCUGAGGCUCUAUCCUCGUCAGCGGCAGGCCGCCCUCCCACUGGUAAAUCCCCAAUUAGUGAUGACGAAAGCAGAGACGAAUGUCGCGUGUUACGGAUAGAAUCUAAACAAGCACCACGUCCAAUCCAUGCAGAAGUUGUCCUCAGUGAUGACUCUGAUUACCCGGAUGCUCAUGUGGAACGAUCCAAAUCAGCACGCUUCCCACUGAAAGCGACUCCGGACCUUGUAGUUGCACCUGGAGGCUUUGGCCGCUCCUGGUCUCUUGGACGAAAUAAACGACAGAGCAAAGAUUGUAGCAGUAAGAGAGAGAUGAGUAGUGCCCUCCAGAAAACCCCUGCUGCACUUCCCCGCCCUCCUCACUUUCACCAUGCAGUCUAUGCAUCUCUCCCUUGUCAUCAGUCGCCCCCAAAGACUGUGUCAUGCUCAAUCACUCGGUUCAGCAAGGUCAAUGCACAAGUUUGCCGAAAAGAGGAGGUGACAGAUACUGUACUUUUAAUUAAUUACCCCAAGUCCCAAGUUCUUCACCAAGAUAUCUUAACUGAAAAUGUCAAUGGAGAAGAAGAUGGAGAUAGUCUGGCUGAUGUGAUAUCCUUACCUUCAUCAGAUUUUGGAUACUUAGAUGAGAACCACAAUGAAACAAUUGACCACUCUGAUGUUGAAGUGAUCAAAGUGCAAUUAAAGAGUCUUGGAGAAGUUCAAAACUCUACAAUUAUGUCGAUCAAUGACAACAAUAUGUUGACAUCUGAUCAAGUUUGGAGCUUAAGUGACAAAUGUGCAUCUGACGCAAUGUCUCUCAAUACAGAUCAAGAAUGUUCUUUUCUGUCAGAAAAUGGUGAUAAUACAGUAAUCUGCACUCGAAUUGGCAAAGAUAGUCAGGAUGUAGACUCUAAAAUUAAAUUGGCUGAUGGUUUGAUUGCUAAGCGGGAUGAUGCUGACUCAGACUGUCAGGGUCAAAGUUUGAACUACAGAUUUAGUGCUGCCCAAGCCGGUUCUCUGUUGGCACCUGAGGAGCAAUUCCAUUCAGAAGAACCCUAUUCAGAAGUUGAAGAAAGUCCAAGUAUAGAAGAUAACAUGCCUUUGGACCCUCCCAUGGCUUGUUUGGUAGAGGAUGAGGACAUGCUGAGCGUUAAUAUUCAUGAACCUUAUAGAGACAUUAAAAAGGCUUCUGACUCAAAGAGUGAAGAAAUUCUUGCAAUGACAGAGAGACAAGAAAAUACCAUUGAUAUUUCUUGUUCCAUGUUUUCAAUCCCAGAUGCUAGAGACAAUUUCGUUGGCCAAGAUGAGGUUGAUACAAAUAACACCCUGACCCAUGAUCAACUUUUUGCAAGUGUGAUUGAGGAAGUUGGACUUGAUCAGAGUUCAAAACAGAUUACUGAAAGUGAUUCAAGUUUCAAUUUGUGUCACUCUACUGAGGGUGAUUCUAACUCAAUUGCAAUGAUACCUUGUUCGUCAGAACCCAGUAAACCAUAUUCUCCUUCUUCUUUUGUUCAGAAAGUGGAAAUUGAGGAAACAAAUGAUGUAUCUGAAAGUCUUGAGCCCCAUCUUACAAGUCUUGCAGGUCCCUACGCAGUGCUCCAAAUUGGACACAAUGAGAAAGUGGAUAUGUUUUCAAUAUUAUCUGUGAAUCCCGUGGAAAGCUCUUCCAUGGAUUCUAUACUUGUAGAAGACCUCAUAGCAGCAAAAAGAGACAAUUCUCCAACCUUAGAGUCUACAGAUGAGCAAGAUUCAAAUGAAAAUCACCUUGAAAAGUCCUGGAUUCCUGUUGCCUCAGACUUGCAGUAUGGUCAAAAGACCAGUGAAUUCAAUAGUGAUUUCCUGAUUCAUGAAGACAUUCAAGACUUCCAUGAUGUUAGUCGUUCUAAUCUUGAAUUGCUAGAUGCCUCCUGUUCUAUUAAUUCACCGAGGCCUUCACAUUUAAACUUGACCUCCAUGGCUAGAAGUGAUAUCAGUCUGGAAUCGAGAGCCAGUGAUGAAGGUGAACAGUCCAUUCCAAAUGGGGCUGGUGAAACCUUAUAUGACCCUUCUGAAACGUGUUCAGAUGAAUUUUACUCUCCGCUCUCAACAUUUUGUAGCCCUGCCUUUGCUACUGAUUCUGGCGAAGAUUUCUACUCCCCCUAUCCUGAUGCUCAAUUGAAUGAGUCAGAACCAGAAGAUGAUGAUGGAAUGUGUUCAACACUUGAGGAAAGUGACAUUGAAAUUGAUUGUAACCCUUUCUCUCGAAGUGCAUCCAUGCCCAGUAGUCCGUUGACUAAUAAUAAUUUGGAUCUUGAAAGAGGAGAGUCUGAUAAUGAAGUCAGCAGCUUAGAUAGUACUGGUGUGUACAAUGAAGAUCGUUGGCCAACAUUCAUUGCAUACCCUCAUCCAAUUGAAGAGGGAAUGGGUGCCUUUUCCUCUGAGAACAAAGUCAAAGAAAGUGAUUUGUCCAGAGAUUUAGAUUCUCAAGAUGACUUGAGCACUUUAUAUGCAGAAGAUUCUAGCCAUGAGCAGUCACUUGAGAGUGAAAUGAAUGGUCGAUGCGCUUUAAGCAGGUUAUCAUACUCUACACCAAAUAUGAACUCAGUUGGCACAUAUCAAUCUUCUCCUCUGGAACUUGGAAGACUUUUCACUUUGAAAAACAUCAGAAGUGUUUCUGAGACUGGACUGAAUAAUUUCUUUUGAAAAGUGACUUGCUCUCUACCUGGUUUUUGUUGUUGAUUUCUUUUACUAGUCUACAUGUUAACAGCCUCUGUCUAUUUUUGAGAGGUGGGGGAGUGGUUGAUUUUUACCUUCCUUUUGAAAGUAUGAGUGUUUUAAUGUCAGUGUUAAUUUAAUGGUUUUAAGAUCUUCAUAGCUAUCUGUUCCAACAUAUUGCAUGUGUUAUGUGCUUUGACUGCAUUCUUCUAUGACAUGUUAGUUCUGAUGUUUGAUGACUACGUAGUUUUUAUGAAGUACUGUUUAAUACAAAUAUUUAAAAUGCCCCCUUCCAAGUGGUAGUUUAACUUGAGCUCUCUUUUUUUUUCUUUUUGCGUACUCUGGUAUGAAGGAGAAAGUUUCUUGUUUUAACCAUAGAUUAAUUAUUAGUUCCAUGUAAGUGUCGUCUUAUUCUUCUUAUUUAUUUUUUAUUUGUUAUAGAAAUUUAAAAAAUCAGCACCCCUGUAUUAUUAACCCUGUUAUUUUUCAAAAUUUUUCAUGUUUGUCAUUCAUUGGCUUUUAAUGGUCCCUGAGCCUUUUAAUUUUCUUCAAAAGCCAUUGCCUAACUUAUCAAUGUUCUGUGACAAACUGAUCUAAUAAAAUCUGGUAAUAUAAUGUUUCCUAUCUUAAACGUUAUGAAUAUGUUCCUUUACAUUUUCGAGUUUCAUGUUUUCAUGUUUGCUUCACUCUCUCCUCUCUUUCUCUCUCUCUCUAUGUUUUUUCUUAUAUUCAUAUAAAAAAGAACCAACAAACUGAUUGAACUUGAAAGAAAGAAACUUUUAAUCGUUAUUUCAGUCUUGGGUCAUCAGAUCCUGUCAUGUACAGCACGUAUAAUAAACUGCAUGUUUUGUGCUAUAA
Thrips palmi is the source of this 5897-nucleotide messenger RNA. RefSeq names its product protein hu-li tai shao (gene hts). Gene Ontology annotation, molecular function: actin filament binding. Bases 510 to 5027 code for a protein of 1505 amino acids. The record is from RefSeq and is a predicted model, not a curated record. NCBI's taxonomy places the organism in Eukaryota, Metazoa, Arthropoda, Insecta, Thysanoptera, Thripidae. The transcript is spliced from 21 exons. Gene Ontology annotation, cellular component: postsynaptic density; plasma membrane; cytoskeleton.